Messenger RNA from Haplochromis burtoni (Burton's mouthbrooder), 1357 nucleotides. It is a transcript of the gene poldip2, whose product is annotated as polymerase (DNA-directed), delta interacting protein 2. The coding region runs from base 34 to 1167 and encodes 377 amino acids. Gene Ontology annotation, molecular function: DNA binding. The record is from RefSeq and is a predicted model, not a curated record. NCBI's taxonomy places the organism in Eukaryota, Metazoa, Chordata, Actinopteri, Cichliformes, Cichlidae. The transcript has 11 exons. Gene Ontology annotation, cellular component: mitochondrial nucleoid; nucleus. Gene Ontology annotation, biological process: error-free translesion synthesis.
UCAAACGUGUGUGACUGUGCUAGUAUUGGAAAGAUGGCGGCUAGUGCAUUACGUCGAGGGUUGUUGAGUAGUGUCAGUAAAUACAACAAGAAGCAUGCUCACAGAAUACUGAGUGUCGUUGACACCAGCUGCGGGUUCGAGGCAUACAGACCGCGGUUACUAUGCCGAGCUUGCAGCCUGCCUGACGGUGUUCAGCAGAGGAGGUUUAUGUCGUCACGGAACAGGCCUGAGGGGAAGAUUCUAGAGACUGUGGGAGUGUUUGAGGCUGUGAAGCAGCACGGCAAAUAUGAAACCGGACAGCUGUUUCUCCACAGCGUGUUUGGCUACAGAGGCAUCGUCUUGUUUCCAUGGCACGCCCGCCUCUAUGAUCGAGACAUCACCCCUCCCAUGUCUGACAGCAAACCUGAGCCCCCAGGGGCCCACGGCUCCAAGGAAGUGAAGGGGAAGACUCACACUUACUACCAAGUCCUCAUUGACACCAGAGACUGCCCUCAUAUAUCUCAGAGGUCCCAGACGGAGGCAGUGACGUUUCUGGCCAACCACGAUGACAGCAGGGCUCUGUACGCCAUCCCAGGUCUGGACUAUGUGAGCCAUGAAGACAUUCUGCCUUAUAACUCCACAGAGCAGGUCCCCAUCCAGCAUGAGCUAUUUGAGCGCUUCCUCAUGUACAACCCUUCAAAAACUCCUCCAUUCACAGCCAGAGACACCCUUAAAGCAUGGCAAGAGAAGAACCACCCCUGGCUGGAGCUCUCAGACGUCCACAGAGAGACAACUGAGAACAUCAGAGUCACUGUCAUCCCCUUCUACAUGGGAAUGAGGGAGGCCCAGAACUCUCAUGUUUAUUGGUGGCGCUACUGUAUCCGUCUGGAGAACUUGGGCAACGAGGUGGUUCAGCUGAGAGAGAGACACUGGAGGAUCUUCAGCCUAUCAGGAACUCUGGAGACGGUCCGAGGACGAGGUGUCGUAGGCAGGGAGCCGGUGUUGUCUAAAGAACAGCCAGCCUUCCAAUACAGCAGCCACGUGUCUCUACAAGCCCCAAGUGGUCAUAUGUGGGGAACGUUUCGCAUCGAAAGAACUGAUGGUUCCCACUUUGAUGUCCGCAUUCCUCCCUUCUCCUUGGAGAGCAACAAGGAUGACAAAGCGCCUCCUGCUGGCUACACAUUUUAAGUGUGUGCUACCACCCUCAAGCCCGGGAUACGCUGCCAGUCCUGCUUGUGUCAUUAUCUAGAGUUGCCCCUGACUUGUAACAUUGCUUCAGCCUUCAACCUGAGUCUAGCAUCAGGAAAGCUAAGCAAAGGGGAAAUUAUUAGCAGUUUCUAGAUUAUCUAAAUGCAGGCCCACCUUGCGUAUUUUCUGC